Messenger RNA from Lepus europaeus (European hare), 2145 nucleotides. It is a transcript of the gene IFIT3, whose product is annotated as interferon induced protein with tetratricopeptide repeats 3. The coding region runs from base 166 to 1614 and encodes 482 amino acids. Gene Ontology annotation, cellular component: cytosol. Gene Ontology annotation, biological process: defense response to virus. The record is from RefSeq and is a predicted model, not a curated record. NCBI's taxonomy places the organism in Eukaryota, Metazoa, Chordata, Mammalia, Lagomorpha, Leporidae. The transcript has 2 exons. Gene Ontology annotation, molecular function: protein binding.
UUUCUCUUUCCUUUCAGAGACUGGAGAAACUGUCAGCUGAUGUGUUACCCACUCUGCUUCUCCUUUAUAUAGUUCUUUCAGCACUGGCUUGCAGCACACCAGGAAGGUUGCUGAAGAUCAUCUGCUCCCCAGAUUUUCAGAACAGCGGCGACACAGACUGAAGUCAUGAGUGAAGUCACCAAGACUUCCCUGGAGAAAAUCCUUCCACAGCUGAAAUGCCAUUUCACCUGGAACUUAUUCAAGGAGGGAAGCAUCUCACGUUAUCUAGAAGAUAGAGUGUGUAACCAGAUCGAAUUUUUAAACACUGAGUUCAAAGCUACAAUGUACAACUUGUUGGCCUACAUAAAGCACCUAGAUGGCAAAAAUGAGGCAGCUCUGGAAUGCUUGCGGCUAGCUGAAGAGUCAGUCCAGCAAGAGCACAAUGGCCAAGCAGAAAUCAGGAGCCUGGUCACCUGGGGAAACUAUGCCUGGGUCCACUACCACAUGGGCCAGCUCUCAGAAGCUCAGACUUACGUAGACAAGGUGAAACGCACCUGUGAGAAGUUCUCAACUCCUUACAGCAUUGAGUGUCCUGAGCUGGACAGUGAGGAAGGGUGGACACGCCUGAAGUGUGGAAAGCAUGAAAGGGCUAAGGUGUGUUUUCAGAAGGCCCUAGAACAGAAACCCCACAACCCAGAAUUCUCCUCUGGGCUGGCAAUUGCAAUGUAUCAUCUAGAUGAGAACCCACCAAAGCACUUCUCUGUCAAAGUUCUGACGCAGGCUAUGGAGCUGAGUCCUGAUAACCAUUAUAUCAAAGUUCUCCUGGGCCUGGCCCUGAAGAAGAUGAAUAAAGAAGCUGAGGGUGAGCAGUUUGUUAAAGAGGCCCUGGAGAAGGCUCCUUGCCAAACAGAUGUCCUUCGCAGUGCAGCCAAUUUUUACAGAAAAAGUGACCUAGACAAAGCUAUUGAGCUGCUUCAAAGGGCAUUAGAAUCUACACCGAACAACAGCUAUGUCUAUCACCGUCUUCAAUUCUGCUACAGGGCAAAAAUCAAACAAUUGCAAGAUACAGGAGAAUCUGAAACUAGCGGAGAGAAGAUUGAAGAACUAAGGAAAUCUCUGAAUGACUGUAUGGAUAAACUUAGGGAGAAGGGACUAAAUCCCCCGGGUGCAUACUCCAAUCUCUCUGAGUUCCUGGAAGAAGAAGAUUAUGAGACAGCCAUCAACCAGGAGUUCCCCUAUGCCGAGAGAGAACCACCCCAUCAGAGCUAUUGCAACCUGCAGGAGAAUCACAGGGAGUCUGAACACACCGCUGUCCAACAGUGCUUAGAGGGCAUGCCUGCGGGCAAAAAACCAAGCGAGAAUGAAGAGGGGAAACACCUAAUAAAGAACAGAGAUGGAAAUGUCUCUCCACAGAACACACCCAAUUCUUAUUAUCUCCAAGGAUUAACUCACAAGCUGAACGGAGAUCUACUGCAAGCAGCUAAAUGUUAUGAGAAGGAACUGGGUCACCUGCUAAGGAAUGCGCCUUCAGGCAUAGGUGACUUUUUCCUGUCAGCAUGGGAGCCUCACGAUGGCGGUGAGGAAACGGGCCAGGACACAGGUAGCUCCACCUCAAGAGAGCUCCAUGAUGUCUGAGCCAGGACAAAGAGGAAGAAACAAAACAGAGCAGCAGAAGGCCAGGAGGCCAGAGAUGGCGGGGCGGAGGGGAGGACAGGGGUACCCGGGGUGGUGGGGCUGUAGGUAUAGCUUGUAGCCAUUAUAGUAGACUUUUAGAGUUGUUUCUUAUGUUCUGCCUCCCUUGCCUAUCCUAUCUGCACUGUUACAUAGACGGUAGGUCCCAUAACUAAUCAAUCACUAGCAGAAAUAGUGCUUCUGGCCUAUAGAAUGCCAAUUAGUUCUGUUUGUACUCAGUUCACCAUGUAACUCCCAUUUCUGCUGUUCUUGCCAAGGGUCCUGAAUGGUGACUGCCCGUCAACAAAAUCUUCAGUGAUAUUCACCCUAUUUCCUCCAGGCUCCAUGUCUAGAAGAUUACCUUUUAACCAACCUGAGAAUAUUCAUCAUGUUUUACUUUGGGUUUCAGUCAUGUAAUUAUAUGGAUUUUGAUAGUGAUAAAUGUGCAUGCUUGAUAGUGAUGCUAUAAUAAAUCUAAAAAUUUCAACUCAGAAA